Messenger RNA from Fusarium proliferatum ET1, 969 nucleotides. RefSeq lists its product as uncharacterized. The coding region runs from base 1 to 969 and encodes 322 amino acids. The transcript is spliced from 2 exons. Lineage: Eukaryota; Fungi; Ascomycota; Sordariomycetes; Hypocreales; Nectriaceae. The record is from RefSeq and is a predicted model, not a curated record.
AUGGGUAAAAUGAAGGCUGCGCGCACUACGCGCCGACACACACCCCUCUCCAAUGCUGGAACACGUUCUUCAAACCGCAUUGCUGCAAAGAAGGAGAUCAAGGGAACGAAGCAAGCUGGGUCGAGUCAGAAGAAAGUUCUAUCUGCUCCUCAUGAGCCUGGUUCUUCUCAGGAAACUAUCAAGAACUCGAGUGAUUCAUCCCAGCAACCCCCAUUCAGCGGCUUCAGCAGCUAUAACUCUAACGAGUAUGUUGAGCUUCCCACACUUGCGUCCAGACACUUACUCAAUACCACUAGCAGCCGCCACUCAGCUGGGCAGGUCGAGGGAACCCUGACUCUUGCUCACCAUAAUCCUCAGGUCCAUGGCACCGUUGUUACGUCCUCAGGUCCUUCCAAUAACACAGCUGGAUCAGACACACCCCAGCUGACAGCUGGUGACGUCGCUCUAGAAAUCUAUGGCAGCAGAAUAGUGAUUGAUAGCACCCUCGGUAAAAAGCUAGCCGGCGAAACAUCCCUACGACCCAUCCGGCAGCGUCGCUCUGACAUGGUUCUCAACAUGGAGCGCCGCAGCAAUGUCGAAGCCUUCUUGGCUCAUCUCACUGGAGUCCAGGUCAGCCGGUCUUGCAAGAAUUGCUCCAAAGGACACGGUCCUUGGUCUGAGUGUAUCAUCUAUGAUGGCCAGAUGUGUGGUAGCUGCACAAACUGCUGGUUCAAUGCCAGUGGUUCUCGAUGCACUUUUCACGAGAACAACCAAAACUCCAUCUAUGCCCCGGCACCAUUGUAUCACCCCCAAUCCGCGGGAAUGCCAACACAGCCUUUCCAAUACGCCCAGCUCAAUCCCCUGGCGCUUCCCCAAGGCAUCCUCCCCAUGAACCGAGAAGCUGCCGCGUCUGUCUACGUGGAACCUCAAAUGCGCAACCAGUUCGCUAUGAGCAUGAUCCAGUCAUUGGGACUCGGUUCCGGCAAAUAG